CGCCCCUUCCCUGAGGCGCGAGCGACACCGGCCGCCGAGGGAACCUUCCAGGGUAGCCAUCACCAACUAUAUCACCAACUAUGACCUCUCAGAUCUCGAAGCUGCUUCCUGGGAAUAUCCGUUCCUUGGCUACGUCAUUAGAGAAUCAGAGAGUUGAGGACCAUCGUCGACACCGUGAGGCCUAUGGUUACUUCUUGCCCAUCCAGACGAGGUGGCAGGACAAUGACCAAUAUGGCCACGUGAACAAUGUCGUGUACUACAGCUACUUCGACACUAUUACCAACCACUACCUGAUCAGGUACUGUGGCCUGAAAACCAACCUGAGAACAUCCUUCCUGGUGGGAUUCAUGGUGACCAAUCAGUGCACCUUCCACACACCUGUUGGCUUUCCUCAGGUCCCACUGGCUGCUCUGGCUGUUGAGAAAGUGGGCCAUUCCAGCGUGCACUACCGUGUUGCUCUGUUCCCGCCUAAGCUCACCACAGAACUGCCUUCUGUCGACCACAGGGACCUCAGUGAUGGCUUUUUCUCUGGUCACCCCAAGCUCUCACAGUUUGACAGCCUGGCCUGUACCACGGGGUCUUCAGUCCACGUCUUUGUGAAUCCAGCCACGAACAAGCCGGUGAGCCUUCCGGAAGACUUCCGAAGGAGCCUCCUGAAGCUGAUGAGCCCAGCAUCUGUGUGAAUGAGUGUGGAGCUGCGCCGGGCAGAAAAUAAAGUCCA
Molecule: messenger RNA, 721 nt
Organism: Condylura cristata (star-nosed mole)
Lineage: Eukaryota; Metazoa; Chordata; Mammalia; Eulipotyphla; Talpidae
Exons: 3
Coding region: 81-683 (200 amino acids)
Cellular component (GO): mitochondrion
Molecular function (GO): fatty acyl-CoA hydrolase activity
Source: RefSeq, a predicted model, not a curated record